Messenger RNA from Amyelois transitella, 1099 nucleotides. RefSeq names its product STAGA complex 65 subunit gamma-like. The record is from RefSeq and is a predicted model, not a curated record. The transcript has a single exon. The coding region runs from base 115 to 1095 and encodes 326 amino acids. Lineage: Eukaryota; Metazoa; Arthropoda; Insecta; Lepidoptera; Pyralidae. Gene Ontology annotation, cellular component: SAGA complex. Gene Ontology annotation, molecular function: transcription coactivator activity.
UGUCACAUCACAUGUGUCGAACCAUGAAUAAACAAAUCGAAUUUUUUUGUUGUUGUUUUUAAAACUAGAUUUUUGUUAAUUUGUCCAUCAAGAAUUUGAACAAAACUAGCUACAAUGUCUUCAAGAAAACUCUGGGGAGAAUUCGAAGACAGUGGAAAUGACGAUAACAUUCAGCAAAAUGUUAAUUUCAAUCCAAUUAUUGAACUUGGUAUGCAAAAUAUUCCGGAGAUCCCAAUCACAGUGAAAACAUCUCCAAUCGAGCUGCCGAAGCCGAAUCUGAUCACUCAUACCAUACAGCUACACGCGUGUUCGAGACAAUUAUCAGCUAUCUUGGAGCAGACAGAAAACGCGGUAUUUGAAGGUGCCAGGUUAGAUUCAAUGAGCUUGCCUCCUAUACCACCAGAACCUGUAAUGAAACUUGAACACGAAGCUACUCCGCCUAUCAACUUUCUACAAAAACAGUACUGUGAUUUUUCUCUAGGAAGAGGGCCAGUUAUCCUCCCUUUCACGCCAGAAAGUCACAAACGCGCUUUGCGACAAUGUGCUGCUAUAGCAAUAGGCCACGUCGGUAUUGCAUCAUGUACCAACACAGCUCUGAACGCAGUGGCCGACGCUCUGGACCUCUACAUGACAAACAUGUGCAAAUUAAUGAGGACAGUAGUCGACAAAGAAGCAAGUGGUCUCAACUCUGGUUACCCAGAUGUUAUAUCUAAAGUAUUUGCCGAGUUUAAUGUUGGAAGUUUACAUGACUUUUACAACAAUAGAAUUGUAAGGUAUCAUGCUAGUAUUAAAAAGAGAUGCGAGAACCUAAGAAAUCAAUGUGAAGCUUUGGCGAUAGGAGAUAUAGCCCCGCAACUAAAGUUGGAAGAAGUUCCAGAGUUACACUUUCCUGCGGCUCUAGAUGGGGCCUUCACGCCAUCCCUGGAACCGGGUUUCCAGAUGCUUCACAGUUUGGAACAAGAGCAGUUAGGACUGGACCUCUUGGACACAGUAACAGCAGAUGACAUCAAAAUCGAACCCAUGGAGUUUGCACAGCCUGAAACCAGUGCCAAAAUACCUUCCCUAUCGCCAAGUGCUAAGAAAAAAAGAAAAUAAAUGU